AUGACCUCAACAGUCGACAGAGACCUCCUCCAAUGGGCGCGCGAUGCAGCCUCCCGCGGCGAAGACCUCUUCGCGCUCCUCGGCACAGAUGCAACCGCCACCGAAUCCGACAUCCGGCGCGCCUUUCGGCGCCGCGCGCUCACCGCGCACCCCGACAAGGCGGGCGCGAACUAUGACCCGGCGCUCUACGAAAAGCUCGAGCGUGCGAGGGAUACAUUACUUAGUAAAGAAGCGCGGGAUGUAUACGAGGCAGAGAUGAGGGCCGUGAUGCAAAGGAAAUUGGAGAGGGAAAGGAUGGGGGAGAAGAGGAGACGAUUGGUAGAAGACUUGGAACGGAGGGAGGAAGAGGCGCUGAAGAGGCAGAAGAUGGGGGUACAGAGGCAGACAGAAAUUGAUCAGGAGAAGGCGGCGAUGAUUGCAAGGGGGAGGGCGAAGAUGGAGGAGCUGAGAAGAUUGAGAGAGGAGGCAGAGGUUAGGGAGCGGUUGGCGAGGGAGAAGGAGGAGAGGGAGAAAGGGUUGUCACGAUCGGGGACGGAGACGCCGGUGCCUCUGGCGGUUGAGCAGGGUCGGACACAAGGUCAGAAAGAGCAGAUGCACGAUGCUUCGGCUUCGGCGCCGGCCUCAGCAGCUGACGGGGACGACUAUGAUGCGCGGAUUGCCGAGCUUGAGAGACGCUUGCGCGAAAAGCAGGAGAAGAAGGCUGCUAAGAGGGCACAGCGUGAAGCGAAGAAGGUCGGAGAAGACAGUAGCGAGACGCCGAAAGAAGCUGCUCCAGAGCUCAAGGAUACGACACAGCCUUCGCAACCGCCGCCAGCACCUUCACGACCUGAUAGCCCUGCCGCUGCUGCUCCAACUGCGUCAGAGCCCGCGCAGGACAAAGAAACAACGACAACGACAACAACAACAACAACAACAUCAACAUCAACAUCAUCAUCAUCAUCAUCAUCAUCAUCAUCCAACCCUCCCAAGGCCAGUGAGCGGUUCGCGUCAACCAUGGCUAGACUCAGGGCCGCGCAAGCCAAAAGGGAAGAAGAAAAAAGACGAAAGGCAGAAGAGGCAGCACGGGCUGCUGCAGGAGCCGCUUAA
Molecule: messenger RNA, 1086 nt
Organism: Thermochaetoides thermophila DSM 1495
Lineage: Eukaryota; Fungi; Ascomycota; Sordariomycetes; Sordariales; Chaetomiaceae
Exons: 1
Coding region: 1-1086 (361 amino acids)
Biological process (GO): spliceosomal complex disassembly
Cellular component (GO): spliceosomal complex
Source: RefSeq, a predicted model, not a curated record